AGGGGAGGGGAACAUCGGAAUAAACGCUUUAUAUAGACCACGUCUACGCAGACCGAAACAGUUUCACUCGUGAAGUAAACAAAAACAGUUCGAAGAGGACAAUUUAUUUAUUUCUCAAGGCUAUUAGCCCCUACUAUGGAUACGUUAAAUAUAAAACCGUUAAGUCAGGAUUUAGAGUGGUCUCUGGGCGCGCCGGCCGGCGUUGGGGCCACUCGGGAGAUGGACCGGGUCCAUGCUCCCACUGACGUUGCAUCCACCUCCAGCGAGGAGAGAGCUAUUCGCCGCGUCACUGGCCGCUGGGGUGCCGAGUGGUUGAGCUGACUCGGCUCCAGCCUCCUCAAACCUGCCGCGCCCCAGUGGCCGGCCGAUCACCCCCUUCCGCCACCGCGGUGGGGGGCGCCGCGCCCUGCUUUGCACCUGUCCUUACAGCAAUACGAGGAUCUGGUCGCGAAAGCUGAGGCGAUAUUAAGCCGAAUUGUCGUCGCGGAAAACUAUGACUCCGUUAGCAACUUUGUAAAUCUCUAUGAUGCUUAUAUGGCAUCUCCCGAUGAAAGCCUGACUGAGUUCUUUCCAAAGUAUAAUCCACCGAUUCGCGCCCACAAAUACACCUGUGUGGGCUUAGGUAUGGAAGUCAUGAAGCGCUUAAAGGUCCUAGAGAAAGAUUUUCCUGGUAUUACGAAGUCAAUGAUGCUCGUGUCGUGCGAUGAAAAUAUUGAAGACCUUAUUGACUACACGACGUCUUUUCCUGGACCUCAAGGGUUUUUGAUUGAAACGGAGAAGGACCACGUACUUGUAGGUUUUCAUGUGAGGGUUGCAGGAAGGCCGGGUGUCUUCUUAUCUGAUCUGGGAUAUCACAUCUCUCGCGUCGUGACAGUAAUGGCGGAUCGUUGUUAUCCACAUACAGGCUGGUUCACCCAGUCCGACGAGCCCCACUGUCGCAAGGAAUACAGCUAUCAGUUCAACGUCCACAAUCCCAGCUACGUGGAAUGGCACGAAAGGGAGACCCGAGGAGAUAAAGUGAAGGAACGUCUUUCUCUCGUGUAUGUAACAAAGGCGUAUUUAAGCGCUGUUGCUGUUACCGAGAAGCGAAAUUUAGUAUGGGAUUUAAGGAGUCUUUUGGCCCGUGACCCUAAAGGACACUUGACCGCCGGUAUCUACUUCCCUCUCAAGAAGAAAGAUCAGCAGUUCACCAUGUUCUUUGACGGCGUCAAUGGCAAACAGAGGAAGAAACUGAAAUUUGAUUCAUUCUUGGAAUUGCAAAAGAUUCCUGAUGAAGUUGUUGAUGAAGUAGAGCAAUGUAACGAUCAACUUCGUUUAAGAGAUGGCGAACUGUUGUCCGUUCUAAAGCGCUUAGCCACCAUCAUGACUGAUGAGGAAUAUAUGACCGAGCUGCUUGGAAUCAACGACAAGAUCGUCCAACUUUCUGCGGGCACAUAAACAUUUUAUAUCUAAUUUGAAAGUUCCUUAUAUGAAUAAAGAGUUUUAACGGA
Molecule: messenger RNA, 1490 nt
Organism: Vanessa tameamea
Lineage: Eukaryota; Metazoa; Arthropoda; Insecta; Lepidoptera; Nymphalidae
Exons: 5
Coding region: 535-1437 (300 amino acids)
Source: RefSeq, a predicted model, not a curated record